ACGUACGCCUCUUUGCAGCGCAGGCGCACUGGUGUGUUAGCGGUAGGCUGAGGUGUACUUCAGUGUGGCGAGUUUACAGCGGUAUUUUAACACUUAUUUAGGGAUAAAAAGCGACUCGUCAGACUUCAGGAUGAUCCGGAUAGCUGCGUUUUUGACGAUACUGGUGGUUGCCUGUUCGGGGGAGAGCUGCAAAGACCCAGUGAUCACCCCGUCGGCCUACACGACCUCUGACGCUGUCAUCUCUUCGGAGUCUGUCUUCAUCGUGGAGCUCAGCCUGACCUGCGCUAACGGAGCCCAGAGCGUCACUCUGUAUGCUGAUGUCAAUGGAAGACAGUUCCCUGUGACCAGAGGUCAGGAUGUUGGAAAAUACCAGGUGUCCUGGAGUCUUCCCCACAAACAGGCCAGCUCAGGAACGUAUCAGGUCAAAUUCUUUGACGAGGAGUCCUACAGCGCCCUCCGAAAGGCACAGAGAAACAAUGAGGACGUGAAUGCGAUUCAGCCUCUCUUCACCGUCAACAUUGACCACCGGGGUGCCUGGAGCGGCCCCUGGGUGUCGACUGAGGUUGUGGCUGGCCUGAUUGGCAUCCUGGUCUAUUACAUGGCCUUCAGUGCCAAGAGCACCAUCCAAGCAUAACACGAUCCGCAGUCGCUUGCCUGUGACUACCGGAUCUUUGAAAAAGACUGAAUUCUGGCGGAGCUGGAUCAACUAAUCCAUCACCAUCGCUGCAGCCGAACCAACAGGCUUCUGCCGCUUUCUGCUUCCGGGAAACGAGCAGAGGUUGCAGUCUUUAUUUCUUUUUUUUUUUUUUUUAGCAUCAAAUCAGAUUAAUCUGAACAAACAUUAAACAUGCUCUGUAUUCAGACCAGUUUAAAACCCCUUGAUUGAUCCACACCAGAACUGUCUUCUGAGUGGGCGAACUGGUCAGAGUGGGACGUGUGCAGACGGUUUGAACGCCGGUCGAGUUGAGCUUUCCACGAACAUGAAAUGUCAACAGAGUGAGAGCGCCGACUGGUCAGAACAGGCCUUUUGUAGACGCGUCUCUUCCUGGAAUAUUAAUAAAUGGCUUCUUGUUA
Molecule: messenger RNA, 1074 nt
Organism: Poecilia reticulata (guppy)
Lineage: Eukaryota; Metazoa; Chordata; Actinopteri; Cyprinodontiformes; Poeciliidae
Gene: ssr4
Product: signal sequence receptor, delta
Cellular component (GO): endomembrane system; membrane; endoplasmic reticulum
Source: RefSeq, a predicted model, not a curated record